AUGGCACAUAUACAGCAGCUAAAUUCUGGAAUCGACGCUUCUAGCCUUAGUCGCGGCUUUUUGACGGCCGCAUCAAUCUCGCUCGAAGCGCCGUCGAUCCUCGUCAAAGACCAGGAUACCAGGCUGCGAUCGACAAAGCAACGAUAUACCCGAGCAAAGUGCGGUACCGUGAAUAUCUAUAAGAUGGAAGUUCUGUUCCGCUAUGCGUUCUGGUAUCUAGAAGAAGCCAGUGAGGGAACCAGUCCUGUGUCUUCGGUUUUCGAAUGA
Messenger RNA from Plenodomus lingam JN3, 267 nucleotides. RefSeq lists its product as uncharacterized. Lineage: Eukaryota; Fungi; Ascomycota; Dothideomycetes; Pleosporales; Leptosphaeriaceae. The record is from RefSeq and is a predicted model, not a curated record.